UGGGUGCAAAUAUAACACCCUUCCUCAUUUUUUGCUCUGAAAUCAACCUGAGUUUGAGUGGUUAAUUAGGUUCAAAUUAGGGUUCCGACCAUACCCAAAAAGAAGAAAGAAAGAAAGAGAAAUCAUAGCGAGCGAGAGCGAUAAUGGUGUGCGACAAGUGUGAGAAGAAACUUGCGAAGGUGAUAGUGCCAGACAAAUGGAAAGAAGGCGCCAGCAACACAACCGAAGGCGGUGGCCGCAAGAUCAACGAGAACAAGCUUCUUUCCAAAAAGAAAAGGUGGAGUCCUUACGGAAAUACCAAGUGCAUCAUAUGCAAGCAGCAAGUACACCAGGAUGGUAAAUACUGUCACACCUGUGCUUACAGCAAAGGAGUUUGUGCGAUGUGCGGUAAACAAGUGCUUGACACAAAGUUGUACAAACAGAGCAAUGCAUAACUCUCAAACUUGAUGUUGGCUUACAUUAUCUGAUGCAUUCGUAAACUCUUCACAGCCUUGUGUUUUUUGUAUCAUUGGUCCUUGUAUAGGCACGAGAACUUAUUAUGCCUGAUUGAAAUUCAGCUGUGAACAGAUGUUUAUAGUCAAUUGUUAUAAUGGCCUAAUUGUAAUUGCAUAUCCAGACGCCGAAUUUCUGUCUGCUAAUAUGUAGUUUCCUUUCCUCGUAAAAAUCUCUUUUUUUUAUAUACAAUUAAAUACUUGGCUGAUAUCCCUAGUUGUACAAUAGUUUUAUUUGAUUUCUAAGCACUUUAAGGAUUA
Molecule: messenger RNA, 752 nt
Organism: Humulus lupulus (European hop)
Lineage: Eukaryota; Viridiplantae; Streptophyta; Magnoliopsida; Rosales; Cannabaceae
Exons: 4
Coding region: 144-434 (96 amino acids)
Biological process (GO): cytoplasmic microtubule organization
Molecular function (GO): microtubule binding
Source: RefSeq, a predicted model, not a curated record